AUGCCUCCAGUUCAGUCCAUGCUGUGGUGGCGUAAGGCUGCGACGCUCCUGGAAGCACCAUGGCAUGAAAUGGAGGCUCCUAGAAGCAAGACGGAAGAAAAGCAGGGUCCAGAGCGGAAGAGGAUUAAAAAGGAGCCCGCCACCAGAAAGCCUGGCUUGCUCUUCGGAAUGGGCCUUUCGGGGAUCCGGGCAGGCUACCCGCUCUCCGAGCGCCAGCAAGUCGCUCUCCUUAUGCAGAUGACAGCAGAAGAGUCUGCAAACAGCCCAGUUGACACAACACCAAAGCAUCCCUCUCAGUCCACAGUUUGUCAGAAGGGAACUCCUAACUCUGCCUCCAAAACCAAAGAUAAAGUAAAUAAGAGAAACGAGCGAGGAGAGACUCGGCUGCAUCGAGCUGCCAUCCGAGGAGAUGCCCGGCGCAUCAAGGAGCUCAUUAUCGAGGGUGCAGAUGUCAAUGUGAAGGACUUUGCAGGCUGGACGGCGUUGCACGAGGCGUGCAACCGGGGUUACUACGAUGUGGCGAAGCAGUUGCUCGCUGCGGGCGCCGAAGUCAACACAAAGGGGUUGGAUGACGACACCCCCCUGCACGACGCGGCGAAUAACGGGCACUUCAAGGUGGUGAAAUUGUUGUUACAUUAUGGAGGGAAUCCUCAUCAAAGCAACAGGAAGGGCGAGACACCUUUAAAAGUAGCUAAUUCUCCCACCAUGGUGAAUCUGCUCCUGGGAAAGACCACGUACCCCUCCAGCGAAGAGAGCUCGACAGAGACCUCAGAAGAGGAGGAUGCCCCUUCCUUCGCUCCCUCCAGCUCUGUUGAUGGCAAUAACACAGACUCAGAGUUUGAGAAGGGUUUGAAGCACAAGCCCAAGGCCCAGGAGCCCCCCAAAACCAUCACCCCGGUGAAGGAUGAGUACGAAUUUGAUGAGGACGAUGAGCAGGACCGGGUCCCGCCAGUCGACGACAAACAUUUGCUGAAAAAGGAUUACAGAAAAGAGACUAAAGCAAACAGUUUCAUUUCCAUACCCAAAAUGGAAGUGAAAACUUAUACUAAAAAUAACACAAUUACACCAAAGAAAGCUGCCCACCGCAUCCUGUCGGACAGCUCGGACGAGGAGGAGACCAGCGUUGCUGUGGGGACGGGGGAGAAGCUGCGGCUGUCGACCCACUCGAUCUUGCCCAGCAGCAAGAUUCGGGAGCCCGCCAGCACGAAGGCGCAGAAGGAGAAGAGCAAAGUAAAAAAGAAGCGGAAGAAGGAGACGAAAAGCAAAGAGGUUCGGUUUGGCAAAAAAAAUGACAAAUUUUGUUCCUCUGAAUCAGAGAGUGAAAAUGUGGAGAGUGAGGAGGAUGAUAGAGACUCUCUCCAGAGCUCUAGCUGUGUAAAGGACUCCAGGCUAGUGCUAAAGGAAUCCUCCUUGUUUAACUCUCUGUCUGCCUCAUCGACCUCUUCUCAUGGGAGUUUAGCAUCCCAGAAACAUAAUCCCAGUCUCACAGAACAGCACUCCAAGCACUGGAGGACGGACAAUUGGAAAACCAUAUCUUCUCCAGCUUGGUCAGAUGUCAGUUCCUUAUCGGACUCCACCCGGACGAGACUGACGAGCGAGUCAGACUACUCGUCCGAGGACUCGAGCUUAGAGUCGCUAAAGCCAGUCAGGAAGAAACCAGAGCACAAAAAGAAAAACACCCCACACAACACUGUUUCUGAGAAAAAGAAUUCAUUCCAUAGCAAUGUGGAUGGAGCAAUUCCAAAGCUGGACAAGGAGGGGAAGGUUGUUAAAAAGCAUAAAACAAAACACAAACAUAAAAACAAGGAGAAGGGGCAGUGUCCCAUCAGCCAAGACAUUAAAAUAAUCAAAACGUUUUCUUUUGAGUUUGAGGACUCUAAACAAAAGCCUGAGAAAGGCUUGAUAAUAGAGACUGAAAAUCCAGUCGAAAACAAGUUGAAAGUGUUAAAGCACGAGCGAGAACACGGAAAGAAGGAGGAAAAGCUCCCCAAGGGUAAAGCGGAGGAGAAGGAAUGGUUGUUUAAAGAUGAGACUGGAAAAUCCUCGAAAGAGGAGAAAUCUUUAAGAAAACUCAAAGAUGGUAGUAAAGACAUGAGCAAAUCCUUCAGAGAAGGAUUAGGUAAAUCCGAAAAAGAGAAACCUGUAAAGGAGAAGUCUCCCAAGGAGGAGAAGCCGAGACUACACAAGGAGGAGAGAAAGAAGAAGUCAAAGGACAAGCAGUCAAAAUCUGAAAAGAAGAACGAGCUGAAGGAGGAGAAGGUUGCUAAACUAGAGAAGGAAAAAUCCUUCAAGGAAGAGAAAGAAAAAUGCAAAAAAGAAAAACUUUACAGGGAUGAGUCCGGCUUCGAUGAGUUUAAUAACAAAAACCAAUUUCCCGAAAGCGAGGACACGAAGUUCAGCCUUUCGGAUGAUCAGCAAGAGAGGUGGUUUUCAGACUUGUCUUCUGAUUCAUCCUUCGAUUUCAAGGGUGAAGAUAGCUGGGAUUCUCCAGUGACGGAUUUCAGGGAGAUUAAAAACGAUACCGUGGCAAAACUCAUCAUAGAACCUGUGAAAGAGGAAAUUAAGGACAAGAAAAAAGAAAACAAAACGAAAGAGAAGAAGGAAUACAACGAGAAGCGUAACGAAAAGGACGCUUUCUUAAAGAAGAAGGAGAGGGACUAUGUGGACAAAAGCUCCGAGAAGAAAAAGGACCAAACGGACAGACACAAGGUUACCCCCAGUUACUUGCCCGAAAAGGAUAAGAAGAGGAAGGAUUCCGCAGAGAGCGAUUCCUCCGAUGGCUCCAAGGAUCGGAAAGACACCAAAGCAAAGCAGGAGGAGCCCUAUCGAGAUGAUUUUAAAGAAUACGGCUGCGAGGCGUUCUUCAAGGAUAAGUCUGACCCCGAGUUCAGCAGUAAGACCCUGGAGAGCUGGGAGAGGCACCAUUCUGGGAAGGAGAAGGAGAAGAAGGAUGCUCCCGAUAAGGAAAAAAAAGAGAAGGUGAAGCCAGAAAAAUACAAGGAAAAAUCCAAAGAAGGCGACAAGGAGAAAAAUGAAAAAGUCGCUCCCGAGAAAAUCCUGAAAGACAAGGAACUAGACAAGAGUUUCAAAGAGAAAAAAGAGACAAAAGAGAAAUACAAAGACCUGCACAGCAAGGACAAGGAAAGGAAGAGUUCUUUCGACCAGGUGAAGGAGAAGAAAGAGAAGAACUUCUCUGCGGAUCGAGAGGACUUCUCCGAGAAGAAGGAUGAGAAGAAAGGCAAGGAGAAGAGCUGGUACAGCAUCGCGGACAUCUUCACGGACGAAAGCGAAGACGAGAGGGUGGAUUACAGCUUGAGCGGGUUCAAAGUCAGCGACUCCGCUGGGAGCGAAACGCACCGGCUGGACAGUCUGCAGGAGAAGGACGACGGCGCGGCCGCCGAGAAGGAGCCGUACCCCGACAAGCACCGCAAGUACUCCUCCGACCGGCAGCAUUCCGGAGAGAAGCAGAAAGAUAAGGACUCCAAGGAGAAGAAGAAAGACAAAGGAACAUCGGAAGGGGGAAAAGAGAAGAAGGAGAAGAGUUCCUUUGAAAAACACAAAGAGAAGAAAGAUAAGGACUCUACGGAGAAGUACAAGGACAGGAAAGACAGAACGUCCGUAGAUUCUACUCAGGAGAAGAAAAACAAGCAGAAGCUCCCGGAAAAGGUUGAAAAGAAACAUGCCAGCGAUGACAAGGUGAAAAGCAAACAUAAGGAGAAGCCGGAUAAAGAGCAUUCCAAAGAGAAAAAGUCUUCAAAAGGAGGGGAGUCGGAGAAGAGCCUGCUGGAGAAAUUGGAGGAGGAGGCUCUGAAUGACUAUAGAGACGACUCCAAUGACAAGAUCAGCGAGAUCUCCUCUGACAGCUUCACGGACAGGGGACAGGAUCCAGGGCUGACCAGCCUCUUUGAGUCUUCUAACCUCUCCCUCACCGAUGCCGCGGAGGAAAAGUUUAAGGACUCUCUCCCUUUACCCUGCCUGCAGGACAAACUCAAGGAGAAGGAGAGACACAGACAUUCCUCAUCCUCAUCCAAGAAAAGUCACGAGAAGGAAAAAGCAAAGAAGGAGAAGACGGAGAAAAAGGAAAAAACCGAGGAAUUCAAAGACUCCAGCAGCAGAAAGGAUUCCACUCACUACGACAAAGAUUUCUCUGUGGAUGGGGAGGCUUUUGGCUCUUGCUACAACAUGAAGGCAGAGCCCGAUGAGGAGCCGGAGAAAAGCAUUGAUUACCUAUUUUCUGAAAAGAAGGAUAAAAACGAUUCCGAAAGGGAGCUGUCGAAGAAGGCGGACAAAGAGAAGACUUACGGUUCCAGUGCCAUCAGCACAGUUAAAGAGAAAAAGAAGCGAGAUAAACACAAGGAGAAAUGGAAGGAGGAAAAGGAAAAGCAUAGAGACAAACAUGCAGAUGGUUUCUUCAAACACCACAAAGACGAGCCAAAGUCAGCGCUUAAAGACAAGGACAGCCCUCAAGUUACCGCCUUCAAAGAGAAAUCGAAGGAGGACAACCUCAAAUUCGGGGAGACCAAACUGAAAGAGAAGCUCAAGGAGAACCAAGAGAAAGACAAAGCGGAGCCAAUCAAAAUAAGCAAUGGGAAUGAAAAAAUAACCCUUUCCAAAGACAGCGGCAAGAAGGAUGCCAGGCCGAGGGAGAAGCUUCUGGGAGAUGGUGAUUUGAUGAUGACCAGCUUUGAGAGGAUGCUGAGCCAGAAGGACCUGGAAAUCGAGGAGCGCCACAAGAGGCACAAAGAGAGAAUGAAGCAAAUGGAGAAAAUGAGACACAGGUCCGGAGAUCCCAAAUUAAAGGACAAGCUUAAAAGCUCGGAAGAUGUGCGCAAGAGGAGCCUGGACCUGGCGACAAAGAAGCCCUUAACGCUGGAUACUCAGCUGAAGGACAAGAAACUGAAAGAAUUGGGUCCACUGACCCCCAUACUGUCACCGGAAAACAAGGCACAGCCUGCUGUUGGGUCAGACUCGAAGGACUGGAUAACGGGUCCUCAGCUGAAGGAGAUCCUCCCCGCGUCUCCCAGGCCGGAUCAGAACCGGCCGACGGGUGUCCCGACCCCCGCAUCCGUCGUCUCCUGUCCCAGCUACGAGGAGGUGAUGCAGACGCCCAGGACUCCUUCCUGCAGCAACGAAGACUACACGGACCUGAUGUUCGAGUGCGCGGACUCGCAGCACUCGCUGCCCGUGUCCACCAUGUCCAUGAACGCCUGUUCCCCAUCCUUCUUCGACAGGUACGCCAACGUUUCCAGCGGGCUGCCCGAGAACCCCGGUCAGACCCCGACUCGUACCAUAGCCUCCACGAACCUGUACCGUUCCAUCUCGGUCGAUAUCAGGAGGGCACCCGAGGAAGAAUUCAGCGUCGGGGAUAAAUUUUUCAGACAGCAGAGCGUCCCGGCAACGUCAAAUUAUGACUCUCCGGUGCAGCAUUUGAUGGAGGAGAAAGUUCCCCUUCCUUCUGUUCCCGCUGAGAAGUUCCAGUGUUUAUCUCCUGGGUAUUACUCGCCAGACUAUGGGGUUUCCUCGCCCAAAGUGGAGGCUUUGCACUGCACGCCCGGAGCCGUCAGCGGCGUCGCCCAGUCGCCCGAAAGCGUCUUUUCUGGUUUACAAGCAAAAUCCUCCCCCUCGCACAGAGACGAAUUGCUGCCGAUUCAUCCUACACCGGUAGCCUUCAUUCCCACCGACACUUCCUACCCCGUUUCUCCCAUCUCUUACCCUCUGUCGGUGUCUGAGCCGGGGCUCGAUGAAGUCAAGGAGGACGCCGAGGAAGCAGUUCCGGGGGAAAUCGCCACCGCGGAAGAGCAGGCGCCGUACAUGUCCCCUACCAGGUUAGACACGUUCUUCAGUAACUGCAAGCCGCUUCCAGAGGAAGCACCCGAGAUACCUCCUGAGCCCCCCUGCAUGCCCGCCGAACCUCAGGCAGAAGUCGUUAGCGCGCCGGAAAACAGCUACGUGGAGAACGGUAACGCCGCGCCGGCGAGUGCGGAGGAGGCGGUGACGUGGCCCGAUCCCUUCACCAACGCAGAAGAUGAGCUGGACCUCGGCCCCUUCUCGCUGCCCGAGCUGCCGCUCCAGCCGAAGGAGGUGGCAGAGGCGGAGAUGCCCGAGGCAGUCGUG
This is a messenger RNA of Eurypyga helias (sunbittern), 6114 nucleotides long. Its product is annotated as ankyrin repeat domain-containing protein 11-like. Gene Ontology annotation, molecular function: protein binding. Gene Ontology annotation, cellular component: nucleus. Gene Ontology annotation, biological process: anatomical structure morphogenesis. NCBI's taxonomy places the organism in Eukaryota, Metazoa, Chordata, Aves, Eurypygiformes, Eurypygidae. The record is from RefSeq and is a predicted model, not a curated record.